Effrenium voratum is the source of this 1960-nucleotide messenger RNA. The record is from the annotation of a GenBank genome assembly. Lineage: Eukaryota; Dinophyceae; Suessiales; Symbiodiniaceae.
AGGUCUGGCUACUUUGGCUCAAGGCCAAACCGAACCUCCAUGCUGGCCCAUGCUCAGCGCAUGAUGGGAGAUGGCUUUGAGGUCGUUCUGCCUGAUUUUGCUGCAAGCUGUGGCAGAAGAGAGUGCAUACACUGAUAUGCAUGUGUACGACGCGGCGGUUUCGAUACUUCAAGUAUAUGUGGACCUUGAGCAAAUAAACUCCACUUUGCCAACGGCUGCGUGGUUCGCGCAGUAUGAAGGUCUGACAAGGCAUUUUGCAAACCCUGCAGUCCUAUUUGACAGGUUAGGCUUUGGAGAGCAAUCACCAGCAAAGAAAGCAGCCUCCUCAUUUGCCUUGAAAAUGGGUAAUCAGAUCAGCAAGGUCAUUGUCUGUAUAGUUCUGGCUGCACUGGGGAUCACUGUCGCUUUGCUGCUCUCGCUGGGCUUGCCACAGAAGCAGCCCAGGCAAGUCAAUCACACUCUGCCCAGAGGUGUUUUUCCUCUUCUGGUGAUGAUGGUUGGCAUGGUGUAUUGCAGCACCGAGAUUUAUGUGCCGAGCCUGCCACAGAUGGAACUUGAUUUGGGUGGCGACCAGUCACUGAUGAGCGGCACUGUGCAGGUGAACCUCCUCAUGAAGGCGGUUGGGUGCUUCGUCAUCGCGCCGCUCUCCGAUCGCGUGGGGCGCCGGCCCUGUGUGCUGGCCUGCCUGUCCCUGGCUUUCCUGACUUCGGUGGCCUGCAUGCUGACCUCAGACAUCAUCUGGUGCCUUACAGCGCGGGCUCUGCAGGGGCUGAGUGAAGCCGUGGAGUGCCUGUGUUUUGCGAUCAUCAGAGACUGGUGCGAUGAUGCGGACGAGCGCUUCCGAGUGUAUGCGGCGCUUUGGAUCGCGACGAUCUUUUUCAACAUGGCUUCGCCUUUGCUCGGGGGCAUGCUUGCAAUCUUUUCUAGCUGGAGAGUCGCGUUCCUGUUGUUGGCGCUUUCUUGGGGUAGCCUGCUGAACCUUGCGUACGUCAUUUUGCCUGAAAGCGCUCCAGCGCAGAGCGGAGUCUUCCUCGAGGACUUGGCAGUCGUCACUGCGGAUUGGCGCCAGAACUGCCUCAUCAUUGCCGCCGGGCUUUGUUAUUCCUGUUAUCACAGCUUCCUGGCCAACGUGAGCUACGUGUUGGAGGAGGGGCAUGGCAAGGGUCUGCCCGCCACCUGCGUGGUGAUCGCUGGGGUCAUGGCCUUCAUGUAUGUGGUGACUCAGGUGCAGAGCUACUUUCUGGACGGCUCAGUGAUGGAAGUCGCCCGAUGCGCUAUGCUUUGCACGCUGCCCGCAGUGCUGCUGGACUUUGUUGCUGCCGGGCUAAGUGUGAGGAGCCUUUGGGGAUAUUUGGUGCCUACGGCAAUCCAUGUGAGUCUCAUCGCGAUGCCCGUGAUGUCGCUGCCGACGCUCUACAUGCAGCCUCUAGAGAAGGUGGCGGGCCUGGCGGCCUCAAUGGAGGUGGUCACCGCCGGGGUCCUCUCCUCCGUCUGCUCGGUGCUCAGCACCGAGGCCCUGAUCUACGCCGGCCCGGCGCGAGGAAGGACGCGGAGAAAACCAACUUCUUUUGUGUUUGCUUUCUUCCGUGUUUUUUCCCCCCCCCCCCCCCCCAUAUUUCGUUUUUCGUUCUUUUUGGCCGCCGCGAAAGAAAGGGAAGACAAACAGGAGAGCGGCGAAGACGUCUGACCGGCGGAAAGUGUUUGGAACGUGUUUUUUUGUUUUGUUUGGUUGGGCGAAAACCCAACGGCACGCCGUCAAAAACAACCUAUGCUUCUUCGGUUUCUUGGGUCCGAGAAAGAGGAGGCCGUCAUACAACACAGCGAGACGUGAGCGGCGCAGUCGCGAGGCUGGCAUCGUGCUUUUCCAGGGCGCUGUGACCUUCUCAGCCGUGCUGAUCUUCUGGCUGGGCCAAGGGAUAUGGAGCCGGGGCCAGCGAUGCACUUGAGGAAAGAGGAAAAC